CGUAUUAAAAUUUUUCAUGACGUGUUGGCAUCGGGCAUUAGUAGCAAUUGUGAAUAGAAAUAGCUAAAACUUUUAGAUUAUUUAUUUUACAACCAUUUAAACUCUCAAAUAAUGUUGCAAUACAUUUCUUAUGUUUUGCUAUUGUUUUGCUCAACUCAGGCAGUGUUUGGUUUGUAUUUCCACAUUGCUGAGACGGAACGAAAAUGCUUUAUAGAGGAAGUUCCCGAUGAGACUACUGUGAUUGUAAAUUACAAAGUGGAGCUCUAUGAUCCUCGGUCCAAUGGCUUUAUGCCUUCAUCACCGAACAUUGGAAUGCACGUCGAAGUGCGUGAUAGCGACGAUAAGAUGAUUCUGUCUCGUGUCUAUAGUUCAGAGGGUCGCAUUUCCUUUGUGUCCCAUACUCCCGGUGAGCAUGUUAUCUGCAUGUACUCAAACAGCACCGCCUGGUUCAGUGGAUCACAACUGCGUGUCCAUUUGGACAUCCAAGUAGGAGAGCAUGCUAUCGACUAUGCCAACGUAGCCCAGAAGGAAAAGUUGACUGAACUUCAGUUACGUAUCCGGCAACUGCUUGAUCAGGUCGAACAAAUCACCAAAGAACAAAACUAUCAACGAUACAGGGAAGAACGUUUCCGACACACAAGCGAAAGCACAAAUUCACGAGUACUUUGGUGGUCCGUGGCACAGACCGCUGUUUUGGUCAUCAUGGGAUUCUGGCAGAUGAGACAUUUGAAGAGUUUCUUUGAGGCGAAAAAAUUAGUCUAAAAGAAGGAGACUUACGAGCAUUGUGGUGUAGACAGAAUUUUAAGUGUUUUCUUUCUCUAAGGUCUCAAUAUUCUUUACUUUUGUUUCUUUAAUCAUAAUUCCCCUUUUCCCUCGGACAUUCUCUUGAAACAAUUUUUUUGUUUUUUAUUUUGUAAUUGAAGUCAUGUAAAUCAAACGAAGAAAUUAAAUAAAGGAUUUUUUU
This is a messenger RNA of Eupeodes corollae, 964 nucleotides long. It is a transcript of the gene eca, whose product is annotated as transmembrane emp24 domain-containing protein eca. The transcript is spliced from 2 exons. Gene Ontology annotation, cellular component: Golgi apparatus; COPII-coated ER to Golgi transport vesicle; endoplasmic reticulum. NCBI's taxonomy places the organism in Eukaryota, Metazoa, Arthropoda, Insecta, Diptera, Syrphidae. Gene Ontology annotation, biological process: endoplasmic reticulum to Golgi vesicle-mediated transport; intracellular protein transport; Golgi organization. The record is from RefSeq and is a predicted model, not a curated record. Bases 112 to 762 code for a protein of 216 amino acids.